AAUAAGCAUAUUCAAUCAAUUCGAAUGCUUUCAUAAUUAUAAGAGUUCCUCUUACAAGAGGAUUGCAUCACCAAAUUGGUCGUACUUGCCUGCUCGAAUCCAUUUCGCAAAUGAUUAUGUUAUGAUAACAAAUGCCUAUAUACAGAUUUGGCAACGGCAGUGGCGAUAGAUUUGACAGUUAGUCUACCAUAAACUUUUGCCCGUCGAAUUGCUGGGUAAGUAUUUUGAAGAAAGCGUGUUCUAUAAAACAUGUGUGUUGGCAACUCUAAUACGGUGGAAACAAUUUUGAGCAAUAUUCUGAGAAAACCUCACAACUGGUUUGUGAGGAAAAAUUGAUGAGGUUUAUUGUGAGGUUAUUUUUAUUCAAACCUCACAAAACAAAAACACAAAAUUCACCACACGAGGUUAAAAGCAUUUUGGUGUUUAACUGUGUUUUUUUUUAAAUAAACAAAACAAAAUAAAGAAAUGGGCAGCAAAGAAAAGAUUUCAAAAUUUAAAAGAACAACUCAGGAGCAACUACAGCUUUAUAUAAUGUUCUGCAAGCAGCAUCCUGAGUUGCAACGAAAGAAGCAGACCAGCCCUCAUAAGCUGCAAAUGUUGUGGUCGGAAUUAGCAGAAACAUUAAAUGCCUUAAAAGGGCCAACACGCACAGCAACCAAAUGGAAAGAGACGUUAACGCACUGGAAACAUCAGUUGCGUAGCCGAGCGCGAAAAGAUAAAGCCCACCCGCAAAUUACUGGUGGAGACCCUCCGGCAGUUGGAGUAUCAGAAUGUGAGGUGCAGGAAAGUUCAACCUUUGAGACAGCAACGGUUGAUGGAGUGCCGAGUUCGGAUCACCAGGUAUUGUCGCCGUUGGACACAACAACGGACACCGUUCCUGCUCCAUCUCCAUCGCCAGUUUCUGCUCCAGCUUUUCCUGCUAUAUAUCUCCGCACUUUACCUUCGUCACCUUCACCUCCCACUUCACCACCUCUUAUCGAAUAUUCUCCUGAUGUAUCCCAUUCUAGGUUAUCUCCUCCCAUCCCACCUUCUCCUACACCAUCAACUUCUGCUUCAGUCAUUUCUGAAGCCCCCAAACCAACAGCAGUGAAAAUGCUUGGAAAGGUACUAAAAAAAUUGAAGGCGCAUGAGAGACGGGAAGAGCGGGCCAUUUCCCAACAACAAAAAAUUUUAGAGCAAAACGAACAGUUGAUGGGUGUCUUAAUGCAGAUGACACGGGAGAGACGAGAGGAGCUGCAAAAGACCUCGGAGCAAAACCUACAAUUGACGGGGGUAUUGAGCCAAAUGACGCAAGCACUAACAGCUAUGACAACAGUGCUCAAUAACCUUACAGAAAAAUUAAACCACUGAUCACAAUGCAUUGACGCAUAUCACCCAGGGAGAACCAUUUCAUUUUGCCUCAUCUGUGUGUUCUUAUAAUAAUUAGGAUUACAUAUUUUUAUAUGAAGUAUUUAUCAGAUCUUAUAUUAUUAAAAAGUU
Messenger RNA from Bactrocera tryoni, 1479 nucleotides. Its product is annotated as afadin-like. The coding region runs from base 466 to 1350 and encodes 294 amino acids. NCBI's taxonomy places the organism in Eukaryota, Metazoa, Arthropoda, Insecta, Diptera, Tephritidae. The transcript has 6 exons. The record is from RefSeq and is a predicted model, not a curated record.